AUGAUAGGAAAUCCAAUUGAAAGCCUGACCAUUGCACAGAUGAAGGAGGAGCUGCGAAUGCUCUACGGCGUCAGAGACGUAUCGGACGUUGUGGAAUUGAAGGAUCUACAGGCCAAGCUUCUCUCAACACGCAACACGCAGCUCAUCACGCAUGGUCUGCGAUACGGACCACUGAUGCAGGUUGGCAACCAGAAGAACCCAACCGGUGUUGUGACGCUCUCGCAUGGAUUGGGUGAUUCGGCGCAAGGCUGGGAAAGUGUCGCGCGUGAACUCGCGGGUUUCCUGCCGCAUCUUCUGUUUCUUCUUCCCACAGCUCCGGUUCGGCCAGUGACCAUCAACGGCGGCAUGUCGAUGAAUGCAUGGUACGACAUAAAGGACCUCGGUGCCGCAUUGGAAAAAUCGCGUCAAGAUGGGGAGACAGUGAUGAUCUCCGCUGACUACCUCAAGAGUCUGGCGUACACCGCGACGCAGCGCUACCGCAUUCCGAGCAAUCGCGUCGUGUAUGCGGGUUUCUCGCAGGGCGCCGCCAUCUCUCUCGCGGCAGGGAUCACUUCACGCAUUGCACCGGCUGGUGUGGCGGUGCUUUCUGGUUACCUUGCGGGCGGCAGCGCGGUAAUGAAUCGUCUGUGCAACAAAGGUGUUCCUAUUCUCAUGUGUCACGGUUUACAGGACGACGUUGUGCCCUUUGAAGCUGCACGGAUGACAAAGAAGGAGCUGGAGUCGGUUGGUGUAAGAUCAAUCACGCUGAAGUCGUACUUGAUGGCGCACUCUGCACACCCUGACGAGAUCCAAGACCUUGCGAGUUUUUUGAAACGUGUCUUGCCGGCGACUACGUCUGGAGAAUGA
This is a messenger RNA of Trypanosoma rangeli, 846 nucleotides long. RefSeq names its product lysophospholipase. The record is from RefSeq and is a predicted model, not a curated record. Gene Ontology annotation, biological process: protein depalmitoylation. Gene Ontology annotation, cellular component: cytoplasm. NCBI's taxonomy places the organism in Eukaryota, Euglenozoa, Kinetoplastea, Trypanosomatida, Trypanosomatidae. Gene Ontology annotation, molecular function: palmitoyl-(protein) hydrolase activity; carboxylic ester hydrolase activity. The transcript has a single exon. The coding region runs from base 1 to 846 and encodes 281 amino acids.